This is a messenger RNA of Neogale vison (American mink), 453 nucleotides long. RefSeq names its product chromosome 6 C3orf22 homolog (gene C6H3orf22). The record is from RefSeq and is a predicted model, not a curated record. NCBI's taxonomy places the organism in Eukaryota, Metazoa, Chordata, Mammalia, Carnivora, Mustelidae. The coding region runs from base 1 to 453 and encodes 150 amino acids. The transcript has 3 exons.
AUGAACUCAAAGGACCCCAAGAAGUGCCCCCAGGGUAAGAAGAGUAGAAACAAGGCCCAGGAAGAAUUUGCCAGGAAGUUUCCGUACAGGUUCUCCUGGCUGACGGAACCCACUACAGAGUUCCUGCAGCCCUGGGAGGUCACGAAGAUGAGCACCUCACUGAGGGACCAGCUGCCCCUGCAGAAGACGCUGGUGCCAACGAGAUCCAUCCCAGUCAGAGGGCUUGGGGCCCCAGAUUUUACAUCACUGUCCUGCUUGUACCGUCCACCACCACCGCCACCUCAGAGCCAACUUUGGGAACUCAAGCUAGUGAGCCGCCGCUUCCCCGGGCCAGGUGCCCGCGCCGCCCACCCCUCCAGAAGCCUCUCCCAGGGCCCCGCUCCCCGCGGCCUCCCUCUCGGCCCCCGGUCCCUGGCGCUCCAAGCAGCAGCCACAGACAGAGGUGAACUCUAG